AAUUAAACCAACACAACGGGAAUCACUUAAAAUUAACUCGGUCUAACUUCCUAACCAAACUUUUAAACAGACCGACCCAAACCGGACCAAGAUUCUAGUGUCCACGCCUCAACAUCAUCUUCUCCGAUCAACUCUGAUGCUCACCCCACCAAACUUUACUUUCUAUUCAGACAAGACAUCUCGAUAGCUUAUUUCUAUGGUCUGAUCACACGAUAGUGUAUUCUGAUAUCAUCACUCUACCAAAGAGAUACCAAAUUAUGGAAGGAGGAUCUAUCACUCCCGGUGAAGAUAAACCGGAGAUCCAAUCUCCAAUUCCACCAAAUCAGAUCUUCAUACUCUCUGGACAAAGCAAUAUGGCAGGACGCGGCGGCGUCUUCAAAGACCACCACAACAAUCGCUGGGUGUGGGAUAAAAUCCUUCCACCGGAAUGCGCACCAAACUCAUCGAUCCUCCGCCUGUCCGCAGAUCUCCGGUGGGAAGAAGCACACGAGCCACUACACGUUGACAUUGACACAGGUAAAGUGUGUGGAGUAGGUCCAGGAAUGGCGUUCGCUAACGCGGUGAAGAAUCGCCUGGAAACAGAUUCGGCUGUGAUCGGGUUGGUGCCGUGCGCUUCCGGUGGAACGGCGAUAAAAGAGUGGGAGCGUGGAAGCCACUUGUACGAGAGGAUGGUCAAGAGAACGGAGGAGAGUAGGAAAUGCGGCGGAGAGAUCAAGGCGGUGUUGUGGUAUCAAGGAGAGAGUGACGUGUUGGACAUCCAUGACGCCGAGAGCUACGGGAACAAUAUGGAUCGUUUGAUUAAGAACCUCCGUCAUGAUCUCAACCUUCCUUCUCUUCCCAUUAUUCAGGUGGCAAUAGCAUCGGGAGGAGGAUACAUAGAUAAGGUGAGAGAAGCACAGUUGGGACUGAAACUGUCGAAUGUGGUCUGUGUAGAUGCUAAGGGAUUGCCGCUAAAGUCCGACAAUCUUCACUUAACCACCGAGGCUCAAGUCCAGCUUGGUCUCUCCUUAGCUCAAGCUUACCUUUCCAACUUCUGCUAGACAAUCAAGUUGACGAUCGGGUAUUGGUGAGAAAUUGUGGUAUUUUCAGUGUGUUCUAGCAGUUUAAUGUUUGUUUGUCUACAUCUCCCAAGAGGUGAUAUGCAGUCUAAGUGAUGGACGAUGGUACUGAUUAUAUGUAAAUUUGUUAUCCAUGUAGAGCACACAUAAUAUUCUUUCCGUUUGUCACAUUAUUAUCUACAUUGCAACUACUAAUAGACAUGGCCGAUAACUUUCCUACGGAUUAGUCAUUCAUGGUUC
Arabidopsis thaliana (thale cress) is the source of this 1298-nucleotide messenger RNA. Its product is annotated as carbohydrate esterase, putative (DUF303). The transcript is spliced from 3 exons. The record is from RefSeq and is marked reviewed. The coding region runs from base 258 to 1040 and encodes 260 amino acids. Lineage: Eukaryota; Viridiplantae; Streptophyta; Magnoliopsida; Brassicales; Brassicaceae.